CGCUAGUAACAUAGCAAUUCCCCUAUAGGCUAUGUCCAUAUUUAAAUCAUUACCGUGUAUAACCAAUAAUAACUAUUUUCAUGAAAAGUCAUACAAUGAAGACAUAAACUACGAAUGAAUAAACUAAAAAAUUGCUUAAAGGAGUAAUAACUGACUUCACUGUACCAGCAUUCCUUUCUUUCUUUCUGUAUUACUCUGUUUAUCUAAUUAUCUCCCCAACACCAACACAAACACUGCUCUGAUUCUUCAUCACCUGAAUAAUUCAUAAGAUCUACAGAAGGUUCUUUUUUACCUUUUGAUUUUGAUCGCACCUUUUUAAUUACUAUCGUUUUUAUUUUUUAAUUUUUACCUGUGUGUCGACAAAAAUUAAGGUUUACGAUUAGGGGAAGAUAACAAAAGCCAAAAAGCUUCCAACAGAGCCGGUGGCCAUGAAACAAUUACACAAACAAUCCAGCACGAAUCACAGGCGAGACGAGGAGAUGCCGUCGUCCGGACAAACUCCGCCGUAUUCACCCAAAUCCCUCAAGCACCCAACCAGAUCUUUGCCCAGAUCUCUCAAUUAUCUCCUCAGGGAACAAAGGCUUCUCUUCAUUCUGGUUGGCAUUCUGAUUGGGUCCACAUUCUUCAUCCUCCAGCCCAGCCUUUCCCUCCUCAAUCCUUCCUCCACCGACCACCCUCAUCCCAGAUCACACUUCCCCGUGAACCACGAAUCCGUGUAUUCAAAUGGGUGGUCUUCCAUGUCUGAUUCAUACCGUUCCGGUGGCAAUACUAACGGCAAGGGGACUGGAAGAGUUCCGGCGAAUAUAUUGCGGAGAAGGAUGAGGGUGGUGGUGACCGGCGGAGCGGGUUUCGUGGGGAGUCAUUUGGUGGAUAAGUUGAUUGCCAGAGGGGAUGAUGUGAUCGUGAUUGAUAAUUUCUUCACUGGGAGGAGAGAAAAUGUGAUGCACCAUUUUGGGAAUCCUAGGUUUGAGCUGAUUAGGCAUGAUGUUGUCGAGCCCAUUCUGUUGGAGGUGGAUCAGAUCUAUCACUUGGCUUGCCCUGCCUCUCCUGUCCAUUACAAGUACAAUCCAGUCAAAACUAUCAAGACAAAUGUGAUGGGUACGCUUAAUAUGUUGGGUCUUGCCAAGAGGAUCAACGCUAAGUUUUUGCUGACCAGUACAAGUGAAGUUUAUGGAGAUCCUCUUGAGCAUCCUCAGAAGGAGACAUAUUGGGGACAUGUUAAUCCUAUUGGGGUUCGAAGUUGCUAUGAUGAAGGGAAGCGUACAGCUGAAACAUUGUCCAUGGACUAUCACCGUGGUGCUGGUGUUGAGGUGCGCAUUGCACGUAUCUUCAAUACAUACGGACCUCGAAUGUGUUUAGAUGAUGGACGUGUCGUUAGCAACUUUGUUGCACAGGCCAUUCGUAAACAACCACUUACAGUUUAUGGUGAUGGCAAGCAAACAAGAAGCUUCCAAUACGUUUCUGACUUGGUUGAUGGAUUGGUGGCACUGAUGGAAGGAGAGCAUAUUGGGCCUUUCAACUUGGGUAAUCCUGGAGAGUUCACUAUGUUAGAGCUUGCCCAGGUUCGUCAAAGUUUCAUGCUCUUUGCAGAUCCUUUAUGUCUGAAUCAUUCCCUCCCAGCAAUGUCCGAACUGCCGAUAAUUUUUCUUACUCUGAUGCAGGUUGUCAAAGAAACAAUUGAUUCAAGUGCAACAAUUGAAUUCAAACCAAACACAGCUGAUGAUCCUCACAAGAGAAAACCUGACAUUAGCAAAGCAAUGGAGCUGCUUAACUGGGAGCCCAAGGUGUCCCUGAGGGAGGGGUUGCCUCGAAUGGUGACAGAUUUUAGGAAUCGCAUUUUGAACGAAGACGAAGGCAAAGGAAAGUGAUCCAAGGGGAGGUCUUCAGAAGUAGAAGAAUGUAUAGCAUAGCAUGAUUACGGUAUGCAUAUCGUGUAUGUGUUUAUUCAUGUCAGCCUCACUUUGUUUACGUAUUUUUUCACUUAAAAAAGAAUCACACAUACAACAUACGAAAGUUUUUUAGCAGUUCAUUUGGAUCAGUGGUAUGAAACAUCAAUCCAUUCGAUCCUUAAGUUUUGAUUCUUUUGUUAUACACAAUAUGUAUGUACUUGUGUGACUGGUGCUUUUAAGUUCAACUUUUGAAGUCGGUGAUUAGAAUUCCUUUUUAAUUUCCUAAGAUAACAAGAACUGAAUUGCAUUUUGCAGUUAUGAAAAUUACUCAUUUGCUGUCGUUAGGACAAUUUUGCCCUCUUCCUCCUCUUCCUACUAUUUCUUCUCCUUUCUUGAAAAAUAUAAUUAUUGAUCAUACUCAUUUAAACAAACUAAUUAUUAAAAAACAUAAUCAAUAACUAAAAUGAAUAUAGCAAAAAAUAAUAAUAAUAAUAACACAAAGAUAUAAUUAACACUAAAGUAAAUUUCAUUUAUAUAAACAACAAUUAUUAAUACUAUUCAUUUAAAUUUAAUUAAAUUUAAAAAAAUAUAAACAACAAAAAUUAAUACUACUCAUCUAAAAGAACUAAUUAUUGAAAAAUAUAAUAAAUAACUAAAAUGAAUAUGACACAAAAAAAAAGAAAAAAGUUUUUAAAAAAUUCUGGUUAGGGUAGCUGGCCCGAAACCGGCUAUCUAAGGAGGACCAGUGGGCUUGGAACUGGCUACCCAAGGAUAGGUAGCCGAUCCGGAACCGGUUACCUCUCUUACUGGCUACCAUUGACCAGAAUUUAUUUUUUAAUUUUUUUUCAAUUUUUUUGUAUUAUAUUCAUUUUAGAUAUUUAUUAUAUUUUUAAAUAAUUAUUAAUUUUUAAAUGAGUAGUAUUAAUCUUUGUUGUUUAUAUUUUUUAAAUUUAAUUAAAUUCAAAUGAGUAGUAUUAUUGAUUGUUGUUUAUAUAAAUGAAAUUUAAUUUAAUGUUGAUUAUAUUUUUUAUUAGUUUGUUUAAAUGAGUAAUAUCAAUAAUUAUAUUUUUUAAGAAAGGAGAAAAAUAAGAGGAACGAAGGAAAAAAUUGGAAGAAAAGGGGCAAAAUCGUUGUAACGCAACGAGCAAUUUUUAUAACUACAAAUAUCAAUCUCCAAGAAGAAUAAAAGAGGGCCCAAAAGUGAAUCAAGUUCGUCUCAUUUGCUGCGCCCAACAAAAACUUAUUUAAAUUGAGCCCUUGGAGUCCGAAAGCUCGAAAGACAUGGACAGGCACCUGGCCCGAAAAUAUAUCUAUUUUUUGUAGCCCAUACCCUAAUACAAGAAGGAAGACAAAGUUGCAUAGCAAAAGACUGAAAGAGGGUGUUUUUACCUAGUGAAAAGGAAAGCAGAAUGAAUGCAUUCAUGAAACAGAGGAGAAUUUUCAGUGUUUGAAAUAUCUUUAGGAUUUUUUUUUUUUUUGGGUCAGAACUGUUAUAAGUAGUGCAACUCUGGAAUAUAAUGGCCAAAAGAUUUAAAGCAUAAAACCCAAAGAAUCAGGUUCCUAAAAAAGCUUUUGGGUGGCGGAAUUUUGACAAAUGGUGGCCAUUCAAAGUAGCUUUGUGUUUAACUCUUUAAAUUCCCAGGGAAGAAUCGAAAAAGAGGACUAAAGUAGUAAAAAUGUGAUUUCAGUUUCGUGGAUAAAUGAAACAGCAUAUGUUCCUUCAGAAUCUGCAACUUCAAUAAUCAAUUCCCAUGAAAUUUCUCGCUAUAUUCUAUUGCAUGUGGUUGCCUUUUUCAUGUACUUAAAAACCACUUUUCUGGGUUUUCUCCAGUACAGCAGCACUGCAAUAGUUAUCAUUGCACCCAAUUAGACCAUAAUCCAGCUACCAAAGCAUCCCUUUUUUGUCGUGGUUUUUCCCUCAUCUUCCAAACAUAGUACCCUUCCUAUCCCAUUCCAUACAAAUGGACUAUCAAAAUGGGACGGACGGACGGGCUAAUUACAUUAUUACCGUGGUGAUGACAUGUUCUUUUUAUAAAAAUGUAGAGAGCUCUUAAGAUGGUUUGCUUUCAAACUUCUUCAUCUUAAUGAAGAAAGAACAGAAAGAAACCCCUUAAUGAAAACCACUUGUAUUGAAUAAGUCAAGAAUCAGAAUGCCUACCAAAUCUUACUUUCAACGACACCAAUAUAGAGAGAGUAGGAAAGAUGCACAGGAUUCAGUGGGUAAUAAUUGGAGAUGGAUGAUUGGGGUGAGUGAAUGGGAGAAAAAACCUUAGCAGAA
Molecule: messenger RNA, 4167 nt
Organism: Oldenlandia corymbosa var. corymbosa
Lineage: Eukaryota; Viridiplantae; Streptophyta; Magnoliopsida; Gentianales; Rubiaceae
Source: the annotation of a GenBank genome assembly